Penicillium bovifimosum is the source of this 942-nucleotide messenger RNA. RefSeq names its product polysaccharide deacetylase family protein. Gene Ontology annotation, molecular function: hydrolase activity, acting on carbon-nitrogen (but not peptide) bonds. The transcript is spliced from 2 exons. The record is from RefSeq and is a predicted model, not a curated record. NCBI's taxonomy places the organism in Eukaryota, Fungi, Ascomycota, Eurotiomycetes, Eurotiales, Aspergillaceae. Gene Ontology annotation, biological process: carbohydrate metabolic process. Bases 1 to 942 code for a protein of 313 amino acids.
AUGUCAGCUUCCUCCACCCCCAAAGUUCAAAUCCUCCUCUCCGUGGAUUUCGAUGCUGUGUCGGGCUUUCUAGGCACUGGUGCAUCAGCCACAACAAAUCUGGCCGAUUACAGCAGUGGCUUCUUUGCAGCUCAAGUGGGAGUCCCGCGCUUGUUGCGUCUUUUCAAAAAACAUGGAAUUAGUUCUUCGGUGACCUGGUUUGUGCCUGGGCAUUCAAUGGAGUCAUUCCCAGAAGAGACCAAAGCAAUCGUCCAGUCGGGUGCUGAAAUUGGCUGUCAUGGGUAUGCUCACGAGGGCUCAAGUCAAAUGACCGAGUCACAGGAGAGAGAAGUCAUCGCCAAAUGUGUACAGCUAGCAACCGAACUGACGGGCCAGAAACCUCGAGGUUGGAGGGCGCCGUUAUAUCAAUUGCGAACGCAUACCAUUCAAGUGCUCGAGGAGUAUGGCUUCCUAUAUGACACCUCUCUCACACAUCAUGACUCGGCGCUGUAUUUUGUCCCCCGAAUGUCAGAGCCCAAGUCCAUUGACUUCUCGCCAUCCAAGUCUGCUUCUACUUGGAUGAAGCCCCUCCCUGCACCUGAACCCAGGACUUCUCAGACUCUAGUGGAAAUUCCCUGUAACUGGUAUAUGGAGGACAUGACUCCGAUGCAAUACCUCCCCGCGGCAGAGAACUCGCAUGGAUUCGUUAGCCCGAUCACCAUUGAGCAGAAUUGGAAGUCGCGAUUUGAGUUCCUCUACAGUGAGGCUCUCGAAAAGUCAAUUGAGGGAGAUACCGAACAAGGCUUCGUGUUCCCUUUGGUUCUUCAUCCAGAUACCAGCGGAAUGGCCCAUGUGGUAGGGAUGAUUGACCGAAUGAUCAGUUGGCUCAAACAGCAGGAUGGCGUUGAGUUUGUUACUUUCGAAGAAUGUGCAGCAGAGUGGAAAAAGAAGCAGGAUGCUUAG